AUGCUGUUUUAAUAAUUUUAAGUAAUGAAUUAAUAGAAAUUCACAAUUUUCACAUAAAACAGACAUAUUUAUGUGUUGGAAGAAGUAUUAGGAUAAGGGUCUGGAGGAUCUGUCUAUAGAGCUUAUAAAGUGUGCAAUAAUUAAAAAUAAUAUGUGGCAUUAAAGAUUUAACCUUACAUAGAAAAUUCAGAAUUAUAAACUUUAUAAAUACUUCGCCAAUAAAAUUUGAAUCAUAAUAUUAACAUUUUAAACUUAGAUUAAUACAAUAAUUAAGCAAUAAUUGUUAUGGACUUGGCUGAUGGGUCAUUUCAAGAUUUUUGGAGGAAAUCAAAAAUUGAUGAUAUAUAAGAAAUACUUUGUUAUUUCAUUUAAGUAGUUAUCAAAUAUAUACUUAAAGAUAGUUAAAGGAACAAAUGAAUUACAUUAAUUAUCGUUAAUACAUCGAGAUUUAAAAUUGGAAAACAUUGUUUAUUAGGAAAGAAAUAAUUAAAAGCACUUAAAGUUAUGUGAUACUGGAUUGAUAAGACAAUAGAUUGGUAGAAAAACAGUCAGUGUAGGAACGCCAUAUUAUAUGUCACCUGAAUAAAUAAAUUAAUCAAUUUAUGAUGAGAAAAUUGAUAUUUGGGCUUUGGGAAUGAUACUUUAUGAAAUGUUGGCCAAAUAAGUAAUGGUGAAAGGUAUUAAAUUUAUUAAUUUAUGAAGGAAAUUCUAUUGCAGAAAUAUUGAGAAAUAUUUUAGAUCUAAAUUAAAACAAUAUUAAUACUCAGAUUGAUAGAUUAUACAUUAAUGACGAAAAAUAUUCGAAUGAAAUUAAAAACCUAUUAAAAAAGAUGAUAAUAAAAGAAAGUACAAAAAGAGUAAAUGCAGAAUUUGUUGUAACAGAAUUGUAAAGAAUUUUAAAUAUUAAGCCAUAAGAACAUAAUAAUAAUUAAGAACAUAAUAAUAAUAAUUAUUAUUAAUAUAAUCUGAAUCCUGAAAUUAAGGAACAACUUAGGUUAGAAUUUUAAAGAGAUUUUGAAUAAAAAUAUCAUCAAGAAUAGGAGAAAUUAAAUGAAUAACACAAAUUAGAAAUUAUUGAAUAUUAUCAAUAAGAAUUAAUGAAAUAGAAAAUGCAAGUUUAAAGAGAAACUGAAGAGAAUCUUAAAGCAUAAUAAUAAAAAGAACUUAAUAUUUUAAAAUAAGAAUACAAUAAGAAUAUACUUAAUUGUAAUUAGUAAUAAAUAGAACAAUUAAAAUAUCAAUAUGAAGAGGAAAAGUAGAAGAUUAUAAAAUAUAUGGACUAAAAAUAUUAAUUAAUUUAUUAAUAAGAAUUAAAAAAUAAAGAACUUGAUCUUCAAAAAGAGAUGGAUAAUAAGAUUCAAAUUGAAUUAAAAAAUAAAGAAUAGAUGAAUAAAAUUUUACUUAAAGAAUAAUUUUAGAAAUAUUAUUAAGAAGAGUUUGAAAAGAGAUCUAGAAAUUUAACAUUAUUUUAAAAUUAAUUGAUGAGUGUUUAAUAGAAUUUAAAUAAAAGUUAAAUGUUAAUUAAUAAUUAAUUAAAAGAUUUGAAUAAUUAAUUUAAAUUGAAUUAAUCAUAAAAAUUAAACAAAUUUAUUUUUGACUAUGAGAAAUAAUUAAAAGAUAAACUUAAUUAAAUAGAAUCAAUCCAAUAACAACUCUCUCAAUUAGUUUUAAAUUCAGAUUCUUAAUAAAACUAAUACAACAGCGUGAUUGAUGUAAAUAUUAAAAGUUUAGAAUAAAUUAAAAAUAGUUCUUAAGAAUUAAUAUGUCCUAAUUUAAUUGAAAGUUUUAUCCAAAAUUCUAAUUAACUUCUUGAAGAAAUAAGAGAAGAAUAAAAUUAAUUAAUGAUUUAACAUGAAAAAUCACUUUUGUAAGACUAAUUAGUUGAGUCUGAAAAAGAAAUAUCUUAAUUACAAAAACUAUUUUUAAAAUAAAAUGAAUCAAUAAAGGAAGUUUAUACAAUAAUAGAUAGUUUAGAUUAAAAAGAUAUGGAUUCAAUAAAAUAAUAUGAAAUUUUAAAUUAGUAAUAUAAUAAAUUUCAUAUGGAAUUCUAAAUUAUAGUUAAUUCAAUAAAGUUAAUUAGAGAAGAAGAUUUGAAAGUGGAAAUGCUUUAAAAAUAAAAUUUACAAAUGUCUAAUUUGGUAGAUAAUGUAAAUAAAUUAUAAUCAAAUAUAUUAUAUUUUAAAUCUAAAAUCUUAGAUUAAAAAGAAAGGGAAAAAUAAAUGAUUUCAAAUCAAUUAUAAAAUUUCAUUGAGACUAUGGAUGAUUGGGAAUAAAAAAUAGAUCAUCUUAAUUAGUCAUAAUAACCAUACCUCUCUGAAGAAUUAAAAGAACAAUUUGAGUAGUUAAAUAAGGAAUUAGAGGUUUUAUUUGAAAUAAAAAAUAGAAUAAUCUAAUUACUAAAUGAAAUAAAAUUGAAUUAGAAAUAGGACUAUGUUAAAUAAUUUUCUGAAAUUUAAUAAUAAUUUUCAAUUUCCAUUUUUAAAUUAGAAUUAAUUGAAAAGAAUUAUUAAAAAGAAUAGAUAAAUUCAUAAUAUAAAACAAAAGAAUUAAUUUAUGUUUAAGAGGAACAACAAAAAAUUAAUUCUAAUUUAAAAUAACUUUUUGAAUCUAUUUUGAAAAGAAUUAAUAGUUUAUAAAAUCAAUUUUAAAGCUUAUCAAUUUUAUGCAGUAACUAAAUUAUAUAUUAACAUCUAUCUAAAUAAUUAUCGUUAAUUAUAAAUAUAUUUGAUAACUAUUAAAAAAUAGUUCAAGAUAUCAACAAGAGUAUUAUUAAUUUUUAGAAAACUAAUUUUAAAACCAAAAAUGAAAUAAAACUAGAAGAAAGUAAAAUUACUAUUUAAAUUAAUCUUUUAUCUCAAAAUCUUGAUCCUAUUUUUAAUAGUCUAAUUGAAAUCAAAAAAUAAAUAGCAGAACCAAACGAUAUAGAAUGGGAUAAUGAUCUUAAAUAUUUGAUUAAUUAAUUUGAAGAUCUUAAACUUGAAUUAUUUGAUAUUAAAUUAAAUGAAAAAGAUGAACAAAUUUAUAACACAUUAUAUGAUUAAAAAUAGGAAGUUUAAAAUAAUAUUAACAAUUCUUUAAAUUAAUGUGAAAAUUAAAUCAAAUAAAACAUUGAUUUAUUGAUUCAAUUUUAUUAUAUCUAAGAACAAUCUAAUUAAUAAUUGAAUGAAAUCAAAAAGUAGUAAUAAACUAGAUUAAAUAAAAAGAAACAAAUUUAUAAUACUUGGAUUGAAGAAUAAAAAUAGAGAAUUUUAGAAAUUCAAAAUCAAGUUUAAAAAUAAGAAAAUUAAAAAAGGGAAGAAUUUAUAAAUAAUUUCAUCAAAGAAUAUAAAGAAGUUAGUUUUUUUAUUGAAAAUUAGAAUUUAAAAAAUCAAAUUAGUGAAAUAGGGCAAUCAAAAAAUCAGUAUAAAUUAAAUGAAUACUAUUAAUUAGCAUAAUAAUAUGGAAAAAAAAUAGAAGAAUUAAAACGUAAGAAAUAAUAAAAUCAAUCGUAUUUUUAAACUCAUAACUUUUAUACAUAACAGAAUUAAAUGCUUAACUGUAUUGAAGCUCUUUUUCAAUUAUAUUGCUUAACUGGAAGAGAAAAAAUCAAUUUAGAAUAAUAGAAAACAAAUACAAAUGGUUAGGGUUGGGGUAAAAGACAAUAAAUAAAAGAAACUGAACUAUAAAAUAGCAUAGAAUCUCUUAAUAAAAUACAAAAUUGUUUUAAUAUUUUAAAUAAUUAAUAAAAAGAUUUCUUUAAGAUUGAAGUGUUUGUAGAAUCAAUCAAAAAUUAUCUUAACUACUAGAAUGAGAAGAUUGAUUUAGAAAGUAAUAUUGAUUUCGAAGGGUAACUUUAAUACUUAACUAAAAUAAUAUUUGAUUUAAUUUAAAAAAAAUAAAAUACUAUCAAUGAAAAGAAUAAAGUGAAAAUAAAAUAUUAAAUAAAAUAGGAUGUUAAUUUUAUUUAAACUCUAAAAACUGCAUUUAAUUGUCAUAUUCCUAAUUGCUAAUAAUUAAUUCCACCUUUAGUUGGAAUAAAAGAAUUGCUUGUAUAACAACAUUAUUAGACAUAAAAAAAUAUUUAUUGA
This is a messenger RNA of Paramecium primaurelia, 4067 nucleotides long. Lineage: Eukaryota; Ciliophora; Oligohymenophorea; Peniculida; Parameciidae. The record is from the annotation of a GenBank genome assembly.